AUGGUGCUGUCCGAGGCCGGGAAGAGCCUCAGCAGUAGCCAGCGCAUCGUCGCCCUGGGCUGCGAGCGUUCUGCGCCCAAGCAGCUCUUAGAGGGCUGCCGCUGGGUGGGUGGCAAGGAUGCGGAGCUCGACGCCAGCCUCGCGAGUCAGUGCGCUGAGGGCACCGAGGGUGGAAAGGUGACCGAUCUGAACUUUCACUACAAGUUCCUGCGGGAUAUCCAAGGCCUGGCGGACUACGCGCCCAACCUUCGCAGCCUCGACUUGUCCUCGAACAACAUCCGAGCUGUGGAGAAUCUGGGGGCCAUGCCGAAGCUUCGGGAACUGAAGUUGGACAGCUGCCAGAUCUCCCGUAUCCAGGGCCUGGACAAGUGUCCCAGUCUAGUCUCGCUCCAUUUGGAGGACAACGAGAUCAGUUGUGUGGAAGGACUUGAGAAGCUCUUCUCGCUGGAGGUCUUGAACCUGGAGAGGAACCGGAUUCAGAGGCUGGGCAGGGGCUUGAACAAGCUGACGAAGCUGAAGGAGCUGCGUGUUGCGCUGAACGAGCUCACGUCACUGGAGGGCCUACAGGGUCUGGUCAGUUUGGAGGUCUUGGAUGCCAGCCAAAAUCGGCUGGAGUCAGUGAGCCUGGAGCACCUCAAAGGCCUGGGCAAGCUUGACGAGCUCAUGCUGGCAGGUAACCAGCUGUCUAGCCUCGGCUUUUUGGGCACUGGGGGCCCGCUCCGCUUGUCAUCACUUGACGUGACGGACAAUCAGCUCUCUGCCUCCUCGUUCAAAGGCAUUCCCAGCCUCUCGCUCCUUUCCGAGCUGAUGCUGGCUGGCAAUGACAUGGAGGAACUUCCUGGCAACUUUGUCAGUUGUUGCCCUGCGCUGGAGAUCCUGGAUAUCUCCCGCAACAGUCUAACCACUUCUUCAGAGGUGCAGAAGCUGAAGGAUCUCAGCACCCUGCGGGAGCUCAGCAUCCAGGGCAACCCCAUGGCAGACAGGGAGGACAUGCCCAAGGUCUUGUCCUCGCUGGAAGCUUUGGAGUACCUUGAGAACAGGCAGUUUGCCCCAGCUUCGCAGCUGAUGCUUGAGGAGGGAGAAGAUGUUACCUUUGACCUUACGACAGUGGCCAAUGGCUCGCCCACUUCCCGGCCUGGCACAGCUGGCCGCCCCGGCACGGCAAGUCGUCCCGACACUGCAAGCCGUCCUGGGACCGCCAGCAAGGAGGGCGUGCAGCCGCUGAUGCACUGCGUGCCUAAGAGCUCCAAGAAGUGCGCCGGCGAGGACCAGGUCACACAGUGGAAGCAACAAACCAUUGGCAGCCUCCACGCCAUCAUGAAGCAAGUUGAAAAGACAUCCUCGCAGGCCGACAAGGACUGGCAAGAGAUGCAGCGAUGUGUGCAGAAGGCCACCGCUGCAAACCGCCGCUACGAGGAGCGAAUGGGCCGAGAAGCUAUUCCAGAGGAGCUGGAAUUCUCCAAAGAGGAAUGUGAGGCCAUGGGCAGAGCCCUGGAGGCUGAGGCACGGAGGUUGUUGUCUCGUACCGAGCAGACGAUGACGAUGGCGAGGCACCCGGGCCCAUAG
This is a messenger RNA of Effrenium voratum, 1566 nucleotides long. The record is from the annotation of a GenBank genome assembly. NCBI's taxonomy places the organism in Eukaryota, Dinophyceae, Suessiales, Symbiodiniaceae.